UACAAGUACAAGGAAGGGCCAGCCUUCCUGACUCGAUGCCCAUGGUGUUGGCAAAGCACAACUCCAAAAUCAUGGAUCAACGCUCGUACAUCUCAGCCUGGGAGAAGGACAAAACCAGCAUUCACAUCAUGCCAGACACCCCUGGGAUCCUGCUGGCCCAGCAGAACAAAGUGAACUUCAGCGAGAAACUGUACAAGCAGGCGAUGGAGGAGGAGAAGAAGAAGGGCUACGACAUGCGGGCAGAUGCCAUUCCCAUCAAGUCUGCCAAAGCUUCCCGGGACAUCGCCAGUGAUUACAAGUACAAGGAAGGGUAUCGCAAACAGCUGGGCCACCACAUUGGAGCCAGGAACAUUGAGGAUGACCCCAAGAUGAUGUGGUCAAUGCACGUGGCCAAGAUCCAGAGUGACAGGGAGUACAAGAAAGCCUUUGAGAAGUCCAAGACCAGCUUCAGCAGCCCCGUGGACAUGCUGGGAGUGGUGUUGGCCAAGAAAUGCCAGGAGCUGGUCAGUGACGUCGACUACCGUCAUUACCUCCAUGAAUGGACUUGUCUGCCAGACCAGAAUGAUGUUGUCCAUGCCAAGACAGUGUAUGACCUCCAGAGUGAUAACUGCUACAAAUCUGACCUGGAAUGGCUGCGGGGCAUUGGCUGGGUCCCAAUUGGUUCCUUGGAAGUUGAGAAGGCCAAGAAGGCAGGGGAGAUCCUGAGUGACAAAAUUUACCGCCAGCAUCCAGACACCAUCAAGUUCACCAGCAUCCCAGAUUCUCUCCCAAUGGUGUUGGCCAAGCAGAACGCAGACACCAUGAACAAGCGUUUGUACACUGAGGCCUGGGAUAAAGACAAGACACAAAUCCACAUCAUGCCUGACACGCCUGAAAUCACCCUGGCAAGGGAGAACAAGAAAAACUACAGUCUGAAACAAUACAGACAGGCCAUGGAAGAUUCAAAGAAGAAAGGCUAUGAUUUGAGAGCUGAUGCCAUCCCCAUCCAAGCAGCCAAAGCAUCCAGACAAAUUGCCAGUGAUUAUAAGUACAAGGAAGGGUAUCGGAAGCAGCUGGGCCACCACAUUGGAGCCAGGAACAUCGAGGAUGACCCCAAGAUGAUGUGGUCGAUGCACGUGGCCAAGAUCCAGAGUGACAGGGAGUACAAGAAGGACUUUGAGAAGUCCAAGACAAGGUUCAGCAGCCCCGUGGACAUGCUGGGAAUUGUGUUGGCCAAGAAGUGCCAAGGGUUGGUCAGUGACGUUGACUACCGGCACUACCUGCACCAGUGGAUCUGUCUGCCCGACCAGAAUGACGUGAUCCACGCCAAGCAAGCCUACGACCUUCAGAGUGAUAACUGCUACAAGUCUGACCUGGAAUGGCUGCGGGGCAUUGGCUGGGUCCCAAUUGGUUCCUUGGAAGUUGAGAAAGCCAAGAGAGCAGGGGAGAUCCUGAGUGAUAAGAUUUACCGCCAGCGUCCGGACACCAUCAAGUUCACCAGUGUCACGGAUUCCCUGGAGAUGGUGUUGGCCAAGCAGAACGCAGACACCAUGAACAAGCGUUUGUACACUGAAGCGUGGAACAAAGACAAGACCACGAUUCAUGUCAUGCCUGACACCCCAGAAAUCCUGCUGGCCAAACAGAACCGAGUGAACUACAGUGACAAAAUGUACAAACUGGCCUUGGAGGAGUCAAAGAAGAAGGGCUAUGAUUUGCGUUUUGAUGCCAUUCCCAUUCAGUCUGCCAAAGCCUCCAGGGAGAUUGCCAGUGAGCGUUUGUACACUGAAGCGUGGAACAAAGACAAGACCACGAUUCAUGUCAUGCCUGACACCCCAGAAAUCCUGCUGGCCAAACAGAACCGAGUGAACUACAGUGAGAAAAUGUACAAACUGGCCUUGGAGGAGUCAAAGAAGAAGGGCUAUGAUUUGCGUUUUGAUGCCAUUCCCAUUCAGUCUGCCAAAGCCUCCAGGGAGAUUGCCAGUGAGGUGACUGAAGCGUGGAACAAAGACAAGACCACGAUUCAUGUCAUGCCUGACACCCCAGAAAUCCUGCUGGCCAAACAGAACCGAGUGAACUACAGUGAGAAAAUGUACAAACUGGCCUUGGAGGAGUCAAAGAAGAAGGGCUAUGAUUUGCGUUUUGAUGCCAUUCCCAUUCAGUCUGCCAAAGCCUCCAGGGAGAUUGCCAGUGAGUACAAGUACAAGGAAGGGUAUCGGAAGCAGCUGGGCCACCACAUCGGGGCCAGGAACAUCGAGGACGACCCCAAGAUGAUGUGGUCGAUGCACGUGGCCAAGAUCCAGAGUGACAGGGAGUACAAGAAGGACUUUGAGAAGUCCAAGACAAGGUUCAGCAGCCCUGUGGACAUGCUGGGAAUUGUGCUGGCCAAGAAGUGCCAGCAGCUGGUGAGCGACGCCGACUACCGGCACUACCUGCACCAGUGGAUCUGUCUGCCCGACCAGAACGAUGUGAUCCAUGCUAAGCAAGCCUAUGACCUGCAGAGUGAUGCUGUUUACAAAUCAGACCUGGAAUGGCUGAGAGGCAUUGGAUGGGUUCCUAUUGGUUCCUUGGAGGUUGAGAAAGCCAAGAAAGCUGGAGAAAUCCUCAGUGACAGGAAGUAUCGGCAGCCUGCAGACAAAAUCAAAUUUACCAGUGUGACCGAUUCCUUGGCCAUGGUCUUAGCCAAGCAAAAUGCUGAGAUCAUGAACAAGCGCUUGUACACGGAAGCCUGGGAUGCAGACAAGAAGUCCAUCCAUGUCAUGCCUGACACACCAGACAUUCUAUUAGCAAAGGCCAACGCAGCCAACGUUAGCAAGAAACUUUAUGUACAAGCCUGGGAAGAGGCCAAAAAGAAGGGUUAUGACAUGAGAGCUGAUGCAAUUCCAAUCAAAACCGCAAAAGCAUCAAGAGAUAUUGCGAGUGAUUACAAGUACAAAGAAACCCACGAGAAGGAGAAAGGCCACUACAUCGGGUGCCCCAGUGCCAAGGAGGACCCCAGGCUGGCGCAGGCCGCGCGCGCCAUGGCCCUGCAGAACGACCGCCUCUACAAGAAGGCCUACAACGAUUCCAAGACCCAGAUCCACAUCCCUGUGGAUGCCCUGUCGGUGCAGGCAGCCAAGGAGUGCCAGACCCUGGUCAGUGACAUUGACUACAGGCAGUACCUGCACCAGUGGACCUGCCUUCCUGACCAGAACGACGUGAUCCACGCCCGGCAGGCCUAUGACCUCCAGAGCGAUAACGUGUACAAGUCCGACCUGGAAUGGUUGCGAGGCAUUGGCUGGCUGACAGAAGGGUCUGUGGAUGUGGUCAAAGCCAAGAAGGCCCAGGAGCUCCUCAACGAGCGCCUGUACCGCACGCGGCCGGAGCAGCUGAAGUUCACCAGCAUCACUGACUCCCCAGACGUUGUCCUGGCCAAGACCAACGCCAUGCAGCUCAGUGAUCGUCUGUAUCGUGAGGCCUGGGAUAAAGACAAGACCCAGAUUUCCCUCCCUUCAGACACUCCUGUCAUGCUGCAGUCCAAAGUCAAUGCUCUCAACAUCAGCAAUAAACAUUAUCAGAAAGCCUGGGAUGAGGUCAAGGCGAAAAGCUACGACCUAAGAGCUGAUGCCAUUCCCAUCAAGCAAGCCAAGGCCUCCAGAGACAUUGCCAGUGAGUACAAGUACAAAGAAACCCACGAGAAGGAGAAAGGCCACUACAUCGGGUGCCCCAGUGCCAAGGAGGACCCCAGGCUGGCGCAGGCCGCGCGCGCCAUGGCCCUGCAGAACGACCGCCUCUACAAGAAGGCCUACAAUGAUUCCAAGACCCAGAUCCACAUCCCUGUGGAUGCCCUGUCGGUGCAGGCAGCCAAGGAGUGCCAGACCCUGGUCAGUGACAUUGACUACAGGCAGUACCUGCACCAGUGGACCUGCCUUCCUGACCAGAACGACGUGAUCCACGCCCGGCAGGCCUACGACCUCCAGAGCGAUGCUGUGUACAGGUCAGACCUAGAGUGGCUCCGUGGAAUUGGGUGGUUGCCCAAUGACUCUCCAGAAGUUAAGAGGGUGAAGAAUGCCCAGGAUCUCCUGAGUGACAACGUGUAUCGGACCCCCAUUGACAGUGUGAAGUACACCAGUGUUGUGGAUUCCCCAGAUGUUGUUCUGGCCAAAACCAACGCUGAACAGAUCAGCACUCAAAAAUAUAAAGAAGCCUGGGAAAAGGACAAGACUAUGAUCCACAUCAUGCCAGACACCCCUGAAAUCAACCUAGCCAAGGCUAAUGCUGUUAAUUACAGCCAGAAACAAUAUAAAGGAGCUUGGGAUGAGCUGAAGACGAACUACGAUUUGAGAGCAGAUGCAAUUCCAAUCAAGACAGCCAAGGCUUCUAGAGAGAUUGCCAGUGAUUACAAAUACAAGCUGGAGCACGAGAAGCAGAAAGGACACUACGUGGGAGUGCCGAACGCAAAGGGAGAUUCCAAAAUCCAGUUUGCCCUGGACGUGGCCAAAGUCCAGAGCGAACGAGAGUACAAGAAGUACUUUGCCAAGCAGAAGACCCAGUGCCACCUGCCAGUGGACAUGAUGUCCAUCGUGUCAGCCAAGCAUGGGCAGGCCCUGGUGAGCGACGCCGACUACCGGCACUACCUGCACCAGUGGAUCUGCCUCCCCGACCAGAACGACGUCAUUCAUGCCAGGCAAGCCUACGACCUCCAGAGCGAUGCUGUUUAUAAAGCUGAUUUGGAAUGGCUGCGGGGAAUCGGAUGGUUGCCAAAUGAUUCCCUUGGAGUCAAGCAUGUCAAAUAUGCUGGAGAUCUCCUGAGUGAGAGGAAGUACCGCACAAAAGCUGAAACUCUCCCGUUCACUCCCGUGGCUGACAGAGUUGAUUAUGUCACAGCAAAGAAUAGCACUGAAAUCCUCAGUGAUAUUAAAUACCACAAAGAAUGGAAUGAGGCCAAGACAAAUUAUACUCUCACAGAUACACCACAGCUGGACAUGGCCCGAGAGGCAGCCAGAAUUCUAAAUCAGAAUUUAUACAAGGAAAGCUGGGAGAAAGAAAAAGCCACUGGUUACCUCCUGCCUCCUGACACGGUGCAGAUCACUCAUGCCAAGCACUCCAGUGAUGUCCAAAGUGAGCUGAAAUACAAAGCUGAGUAUGUCAAGCAGAGAGGUCACUACGUGGGAGUUGCCAAGAUGAGGGAUGACCCCAAGCUGGUGUGGUACGAGCACGCGGGCGAGAUCCAGAACGACAGGCUGUACAAGUCAGACUACAACAAAACCAAGUCCAAAAUCCACAUGCCUUCGGAUGCCAUGGCAGUUGUGGCAGCCAAGGAGGGCCAGAACCUGGUCAGUGAUGUUGAGUAUCGCCAGUACCUGCACCAGUGGACCUGCCACCCUGACCAGAACGAUGUGAUCCACGCCCGGCAGGCCUACGACCUCCAGAGUGAUAACGUCUACAAAGCUGAUUUGGAGUGGCUCCGUGGCUGUGGUUGGAUCCCUCUCGAUUCAGUGGAGCAUAAGAAGGUUAAGAAUGCACAAGAACUGAUAAAUAAGAGAGCUUACACAAAAGAAGCCCUGGAGAACUUUUCCAAAUACACCAGUGUGGUUGACACUCCUGAGAUCACCUUGGCAAAGAUGAACUCUGUCAAUCAGAGUGAUCUAAAAUACAAAGAAACAUUUAACCAGGAGAAAGGCCAGUACAUUGGGUCUGAUGAUACUCCUGCUCUGCACCAUGCCAAAGACAUGGCCUUGCUCCAGAGUGAGAAACAUUACAAGAAGGCUUGGGAGCUGAGCAAGCCCAUUGGAUACACUCUGGAUGAGAAAUAUGUUCCACUUGUGGGAGCCAAACAUGCAAACCACAUCAACAGUGAGCUUAAAUAUAAGGAAAUACACGAGAAGCUGAAGGGCCAUUACCUGGCUGGGAAGGAUAUUGGUGAUUUCCCCAGUGUCAUUCACUCCCUGGAAUUCCAGAAAAUGAGAAGCGCGCUGGCCUACAGAAAGAACUAUGAAGACACCAAGAAGAAUGUGCAUAUCCCAGCUGACAUGAUGAACCACGUCCUGGCCAAGAAGUGCCAGUACAUCCUCAGUGACCUGGAGUACCGCACCUACUUCCACCAGUGGAGCUGCUCCCCUGAGGAGAACGAUGUCAUCCACGCCAGGAAAGCCCAGGAGAUCCUGAGUGAUUCUGUGUAUAAAGAUGACUUAAACUGGCUGAAGGGACUUGGAUGUUAUGUCUGGGAUACUCCACAAAUCCUACAGGCUAAGAAAUCCUAUGACCUGCAGAGCCAGAUAAAAUACACCUCUGCAGGGAAGGAGAACUUCCAGAACUUCAGUGUGGUUACAGACACCCCUGUCUAUGUGACUGCUCUGCAAAGUGCUGCCAAUGCCAGUGAGGUGAAAUACAAGGAGGAAUUCCACAAAACUAAGGACAAGUACACAACUGUGACUGACACAGUGGAUUCAGAAAGAGUUCAGAGCUUGAAACACCUCUAUAGUGAUAAUCUCUACAAGAAGGCCUGGGAUAAAGUGAAAGCCACCAGCUAUGCACUGCCCUCAGAUACUGUAGCCUUGGCACGUGCCAAAGAACUGAAGCACAAUGCAAGCAUUGUCAAAUACCGUGAGGAAUAUGAAAAGUUCAAAGCCCUGUACACCCUCCCCAGAGGUGUUGAGGAUGAUCCCAACACAGAAAGGUGCCUCAGAGUUGGGAAGCUCAACCUUGAUCGUCUGUACAAAGAGGCCUAUGAGAAGACCAAAGCCAAGGUGCACAUUGUCCCAGACAUGGUGGACAUCAUCUCAGCCAAGGAUGCCCAGAAGAAGAUCAGUGAGAUCGAUUAUCGCACGCGGCUCCACGACUGGCUGUGCCUGCCAGACCUGCAGGUCAACACCCACGUGAGAAGAGUCACCGACCAAGUCAGUGAUGUGAUCUACAAGGAUGAUCUGAACUGGCUGAAAGGCAUUGGCUGCUUUGUCUGGGACACUCCUGAAAUCCUGCAUGCCAAGCAAGCCUAUGAUCUUCGCAGUGAUAUUAAGUACAAAUCUAAGGCAGAAAAAAUGAAGAAGGACUUCACUGUGGUCACAGACACUCCUGUCUAUGUCCAGAAUGUGAUCAGUGCAUUGAAUUUAAGUGAAGCUGUCUAUCGUGGUGAUUACAAGAAGAAUGUCCAAGGCAAGAUGAUCCCCACUGAUAAAACAGUGGAUCUGGAGCGGGCAUACAAUGCAAACAAAAUACAGAGUGAGAAUUUGUAUCGCUGGGCUGGUGUGAAUGCUCUGCCCACUGGCUACAGCCUUCCCACGGACACUCCCAACUUCCAGCACGCCAAGCACGCCCAGCACAUCGGCAGUAAUCUGAAAUAUAAAGAAGCCUAUGAACACAUGAAAGCCAAGGGCUACACUCUGGGACCUCAAGAUGUUGGCUUUGAAAAUGUGAGGAAAGUCAAUCAAGUCAUUAACGAGAGGCUGUACAGGGCAACCUACCACAAGAACAAGGACAAGAUUCACACCACCCCUGACACGCCCGAAAUCCGCCAAGUCAGAGCCACCCAGGAGGCCGUCAGCGAUCUCAUCUACAAGUCAGAUUUCUUCAAGAUGCAGGGCCACCUGAUCUCCCUGCCCUACACCCCUCACGUGCUGCACUGUCGCUACGUUGGGGACAUCACCAGUGACAUUAAAUACAAAGAGGACCUGAGGUGGCUGAAGGGCUUGGGCUGCUUCCUCUAUGACACUCCUGACAUGGUCCGUGCCCGUGACCUCCGCAAGCUCUGGUCUAAUUAUAUCUACACAAGUACUGCCAAGAAAAUGUGGCCUAAAGUCCAGGUGGUGUUGGAUACUCCUGGAUACAGAGCAGUGCAGGAACUAAAAACUCAUCUGAGUGAGCUGGUUUACAGAGCUGCAGGCAAUGAGCUGAAGACGAAAUACACUUCCAUCCUUGAUACACCUGACUUCAUAAGAGCCAAGACAGGACAAAAAAUACAGAGCCAGUACUUGUACGUGGAGCUUGCCACAAAAGAGAGACCCCACCAUCAUGCUGAUGGUCAGACUCAAGCCUUUGCACAUGCCAGGAAUGUCAAGGACAUGAUCAGCGAGAAAAAGUACAAAAUCCAGUAUGAGAAGAUGAAGGACAAAUACACCCCAGUCCCUGACACCCCAGUGCUGAUCAGAGCCAAGAGAGCCUACCUGAAUGCCAGUGAUCUGCGCUACAAAGAAACCUUUGAGAACACCAAGGGCAAAUACCACACAGUGAAGGAUGCUCUGGACAUUGUCUACCACAGGAAGGUCACUGAUGACAUCAGCAGCGUGAAGUAUAAGGAGAAUUACAUGAGCCAGCUGGGAAUCUGGAGAUCCAUCCCAGACCGGCCCGAGCACUUCCACCACCGCCUGGUCACGGAUGCCAUCAGUGAUGUUAAAUACAAGGAAGACCUGGAAUGGCUCAAAGGCACUGGCUGCUAUGUGUGGGAUACUCCAAGUUUUGUCCUGGCAGAGAAGAAUAAAGUGCUCUACAGUGGGUGUAAGUACAAGGAGAACUUUGAGAAGACCAAGUCCAAGUUCAAGUAUGUGGCUGACUCUCCAAGCAAUGAACAUUUUAAAUAUGCAACUCAGCUGAUGGAUGCGAAAAGCUAUAAAUCCUUUGCCAAGAUGCUCCUGCAGCACGGAUGCAAUGAAAUUCUGAGGCCAGAUAUGCUGACAGCACUCUACAACACAUACCUGUGGAGCCAGAUUCAGUACAAGAAGGACUAUGAGAAGAAGAAAGACAAAUACACCACAGUUCUGGAUACUCCAGAGUAUUUACGGACCACAAAGGUCAACAAGCAGAUCAGUGAUAUUAUUUACAAGCUGGAGUACAACAAAGCCAAGCCCAAGGGCUACACCACCAUCCAGGACACGCCGAUGCUGCUGCACGUGCGCAAGGUCAAGGACAGGAUCAGUGAUCUGAAAUACAAAGAAAUGUAUGAGAGGAGCAAAUCUCGCUGCAACGUCGUGGCAGAUUCAGUUCACAUCAAAACUCCCAGGCACGCCUACAAACUGAACAGCAACCUGGACUAUAAGAAGAAAUACGAAGCAGCCAAAGCCCACUGGCACCUGAUUGCUGACAGGCCUGACUUUGUCCAAGCUGCCAAGUCCUCUCUGCAGCAGAGUGAUUAUGAAUACAAACUGGACCGGGAGUUCCUCAAGGGGUGCAAACUCUCUGUCACAGAUGAUAAAAACACAGUGUUGGCCCUCAAUAAUGCCAUCCUGGCCAGUGAUAUAAAAUACAAAGAGAAGCACAACAAAGCCCGUGGGACGUACCACGUUGUUCCAGACACCCCCCAGAUCCUGCUGGCUAAGAACGUCAGCUCUCUGGUGUCUGAGAACAAGUACAAAGAGCAGAGCAAGAAGCAGCUGCCCCAUGGCUCCUUCACCACCCUGCCCGAGACCAGGGACACUGUCCACGUCAAGGAGGUGACCAAGAACGUCAGCGAGACAAACUACAAGAAGAAGUUUGUGAAGGAGAAAGGCAAAUCCAAUUAUUCUGUCAUGCUGGAGCCUCCUGAGGUGAAACAUGCCAUGGAAGUUGCUAAAAACCAGAGCACAAUUGAAUACAAGAAAGAUGCCAAAUCCAAACUCCACUACACACCUAUAGCAGAUCGACCAGAUAUCAAGAAAGCAACUCAGGCUGCCAAGUUAAUCAGCAAUAUUGAAUACAAGAAGCGUGGAGCAGCAGGUGUGGGUGUGACCAUGCUGGGACGUCCAGACAUUGAGCUGGCCAAGGAGGUGUCCAAACUGACCAGCCAGGUGAAAUACAAGGAGAACUUUGCCAAAGAGUUGGGAAAAAAGCCAAAAUACGAUUUGAAGGAGGCCAAAAUCUACAAGACCCUGAAGGACGCCCACAACAUGGCCAGCGAGGUGAAGUACAAGGCAGACCUGAAGAAGCUGCACAAGCCCGUGACGGACAUGAAGGAGUCGCUGCUCAUGAACCACGUGCUGAGCACGAGCCAGCUCGCCAGUGCUUACCAGUACAAGAAGCAGUAUGAGAAGAGUAAGGGUCACUACCAUGUGGUGCCAGAUAAUCUUGAGCAGGUUCAUCUCAGGGAGGCCUCAGAGCUCCAGAGCCACGUGAAAUACAGAGAAAAGUAUGAGAAGGAAAAAGGAAAGCCCAUGUUGGACUUUGAAACUCCCACAUACCUGACUGCAAAGGAGUCUCAGCUCAUGCAGAGCGAGAAAGAAUAUAAGAAGGACUUUGAAGAGUCCAUGAAGGGCAGGAACCUCACUGGCCUGGAGGUCACACCAUCCCUCUUGCAUGUCAAAUACGCCACCAAAAUAGCGAGCGAGAAAGAGUACAGGAAGGAUCUGGAGGAAGGAGUCAAAGGGAAAGGACUGACAGCCCUAGAGGAGACUCCAGACAUGCUGAGAGCCAAGAAUGCCACUCAAAUCCUGAACGAGAAGGAGUACAAGCGAGCCCUGGAGCAGGAGAUCCGCGGGAAGGGCCUGACCGAGCUGGCGCUGGAGACGCCGGACUUCGUGCGCGCCAGGAACGCCACCGACAUCGCCAGCCAGAUCAAAUACAAACAAUUGGCAGAAAUGGAGAAAGCCAACUACACCAGUGUUGUUGAUACUCCAGAGAUUAUUCAUGCCCAGCAGGUCAAGAACCUUUCCAGCCAGAAAAAAUACAAGGAAGAUGCAGAGAAGAGCAUGCCCUACUACGUGCCUGUGGCUGACACACCAGAAAUGCAGAGGGUCCGAGAGAAUCAGAAGAACUUUAGCAUGCUUCAGUAUCAGUCAGACCUACAGAACAGUAAAGGAAAAGUCACAGUGGUUCAGGACACCCCAGAAAUCCUGAGGGUGAAGGAAAACCAGAAGAAUUUCAGCUCGAUUUUGUAUAAAGAAGACAUUGGAACUGGAACCACAAUUGAAAAGACCCCAGAGAUGCAGAGAGUUAAACGAACCCAGGAUAAUAUCAGCUCGGUGAAGUACAAGGAGAGCAUUGGCAAAGGAACUCCCAUUCCCGACCUGCCCGAGGUGAAGCGCGUCAAGGAGACCCAGAAGCACAUCAGCUCGGUGUUGUACAAGGAGGAGCUGGGCACAGGCACCCCCACGCCCGUGACCCCAGAGAUGGAGCGCGUCAAACGCAACCAGGAGCAGAUCAGCUCGGUGUUGUACAAGGAGGGUUUAGGGGCUGGCACUGCCACGCCGGUGACGCCGGAGAUGGAGCGGGUCCGACGGAACCAGGAGCACAUCAGCUCGGUGUUGUACAAGGAGGGGCUGGGGGUUGGCACCCCAGUCCCUGUCACUCCUGAGAUGGAGAGGGUCAAACGCAACCAGGAGAAUUUUAGCUCGGUGUUGUACAAGGAGGAGCUGGGGACAGGAACCCCCACCCCUGUCACCCCCGAGAUUGAGAGGGUCAAACGCAAUCAAGAACACAUUAGCUCGGUGUUGUACAAGGAGGAGCUGGGGACAGGAACCCCCACCCCUGUCACCCCUGAGAUUGAGAGGGUCAAACGCAAUCAAGAACACAUUAGCUCGGUGUUGUACAAGGAGGAGCUGGGGACAGGAACCCCCACCCCUGUCACCCCCGAGAUUGAGAGGGUCAAACGCAAUCAAGAACACAUUAGCUCGGUUCUGUACCGGGAGGAGCUGGGCACGGGCACCCCCAUCCCGGUCACGCCCGAGCUGGAGCGGGUCAGGCGCAACCAGGAGCACCUGAGCUCGGUGCUGUACAAGGAGAACAUAGGCAAAGCCACCCCCACGCCCGUCACCCCCGAGAUGGAGCGAGUCAAGCGCAACCAGGAGAUCAUCAGCUCGGUUUUGUACAAGGAAAAUGUGGGGAAGGUGACCCCGACCCCCAUCACCCCUGAGAUGGAGAGAGUCAAACGCAAUCAAGAGAUCAUUAGCUCGGUGUUGUACAAAGAGAACGUGGGGCAGGCGACCCCCACGCCCGUCACCCCCGAGAUGGAGCGAGUCAAACGCAACCAGGAGCAGAUUAGCUCGGUGCUGUACAAGGAGCACAUGGCCAAGGGAACCCCGACCCCGCUGACCCCGGAGAUGGAGAGAGCCAAACGCAACCAGGAGAACAUCAGCUCGGUCCUUUACUCUGACAGUUUCCGCAAGCAAGUCCAAGGAAAAGCCGCCUACGUCCUGGACACGCCGGAGAUGCGGCGCGUGCGGGAGACCCAGAAACACAUCUCCACUGUGAAGUACCACGAGGACUUUGAGAAGAGCAAAGGGAGCUUCACGCCCGUGGUGACCGACCCCAUCACGGAGCGCGUGAAGAAGAACAUGCAGGACUUCAGUGACAUCAGCUACAGGGGCAUCCAGAGGAGGGUGGUGGAGAUGGAGCGGAAACGCGUGGACCAGGACCAGGAGAACCUCACAGGGCUCCGGGUGUGGAGAACCAACCCCGGCUCCGUCUUCGACUACGACCCCGCCGAGGACAACAUCCAGUCCCGCAGCCUGCACAUGAUCUCAGUCCAGGCGCAGCGCCGCAGCCGCGAGCACUCGCGCUCCGCCAGCGCCCUGAGCAUCAGCGGCGCGGCCGACGAGAAAUCCGAGCCCUCGGAGGGCACCGACCAGCGCCUGUCCUACUACAGCAACGGGGGCUUCUUCACCACCACGGCCACAGUGGGCUACAAGCAGGUCAAGACCAUUGAGCUGCCACAGCAACGCUCGUCCUCAGUGGCCACCCAGCAAACCACGGUGUCCUCGGUGCCUUCCCACCCCUCCACUGCUGGGAAGACGUUCCGGGCCAUGUACGACUACACGGCGGCGGACGCGGAUGAGGUGUCCUUCAAGGACGGGGACACCAUUGUCAACGUGCAGGCCAUCGACGAGGGCUGGAUGUACGGCACCGUGCAGAGAACCGGCAAGACCGGCAUGCUGCCCGCCAACUACGUGGAGGCCGUGUGAGCUGGGACAGCUCCCGGGGGCUGGGACAGCUCCCCGGGGGUGGGACAGCUCUCCGGGGGUGGGACACCUGCCCCGGGGAUGGGACACCUGCCCCGGGGGUGGGACACCUGCCCCAGGCCAUCCUGGCCCCCUCAGCCCCCACAGACAUAACUGCAGAGCAAAACACACCUGGAAUAUUUCACACAUUUGCAAAGGUACCUCUAAGCAGAUCCCGCCUUUCUCCCAAUGCCAAACACUCCCAAUUGUUGUCUGGAAUGUCAAACAUUUCAUCACACAGACACUACACAACAUCUCCAAAAUUCCAUUGCCAAAGGCUAACACACACAUUAUAGGAUUCAUCCUCCCACAAAGAGAAUUUUUCUGGGCUGUUCUAAAACGUUUCAAUCCCUUAAUUUCCUUUUCCAUUUAAGCUUUGUAUUUCAACCCAGUUUAUUUGGGGAGGGAAAAGCAACCACCCCUCUCCUGCUUGCUGAGCUCUCAUGAAUGUGUUCUCCUGCAACUGUUCUGGGGGCAAAAGCUGUGAUUUCUUGUAAAUUAGUGAUGAAUAAAGCUGAGGUUUCUGCAGUA
This is a messenger RNA of Passer montanus (Eurasian tree sparrow), 13388 nucleotides long. RefSeq names its product nebulin (gene NEB). Gene Ontology annotation, biological process: cardiac muscle thin filament assembly. The annotation marks the transcript as partial. NCBI's taxonomy places the organism in Eukaryota, Metazoa, Chordata, Aves, Passeriformes, Passeridae. The record is from RefSeq and is a predicted model, not a curated record. Gene Ontology annotation, cellular component: Z disc. The transcript has 101 exons. Gene Ontology annotation, molecular function: actin filament binding.